Messenger RNA from Porites lobata, 4702 nucleotides. Lineage: Eukaryota; Metazoa; Cnidaria; Anthozoa; Scleractinia; Poritidae. The record is from the annotation of a GenBank genome assembly.
AGCAGAUCAACGACCGCAGAAAUACUGAAAGCAAUCGAGCAGAGGUUGCAGGCUACACGGAAAGACGAUGAAGACACCUCAGCAGGUGAGGAGAGAACAGUCUCGUUCUGAAUCCUUUUCUUAAACAAAUAGACCAAAAUUCAGUAACAAUUCGACAUUUGCCAUUCAUCGACUGCAGCUAUGGAAAAUUCAAAGGCUCCGGAAUUGUCAGUAUUUUGUGCCCAACAGAGGCUUCAUCGAGUCCCAUAGGCUAUGGGGCAGUUAUUGUAGGGAACAAUCGUCUCGGUUAGCUGGAUUGUCAGGAUUUUCCACGAUUCUGGGUAAAAAUAACAAUUUUUCUGGUCAGUCGUUGGUGAGAUUAGAUAAAAUUGACAGUUAAUCUUUGGAGUUGCAUCGUCUCAUCAGAACCACUUGAGGUAAUGUCUUUGCUGUAUAUGGAGUACCGACUUGGCAUGCGAACGUUGACGGUUAAGGACAUCAGCGGUCAUCGCCGGCGCGCACAAAUACUUGACAGAACUUUAGAGUGAGCAAUUAAAACAAACUUCUUUCCAACGCACCUCAACGUGAUUAAAUUUUAGGCAUAAUCUAUCCAUUGUGGCCAACGUGAAUUUAAUCGCUCCGGUUAUGCUCUGCCUUUUAGUCUUUCCACUUUGUCCUCGUAACAAAGUAGGUAUUUAUUUUGUUGGAAACACUGAAAGCGGAUUCAGGAUCUCCAUCAUGGUACUUUCUUGGUAACUUGGAUUCAUGAACAUUAGCUAUUGUUAUACACGCUUUUAAUAAGUCUGGGCGCCAUCUUGAAUUUUCAAUGAAUGACGUCAUUCGCAGAAAGAUCAUGCAGGUAGCCAAAAUGGCUACCAAAGAUGAAAUCUCUGUUGACGUUGAUUUUGCAGUGUGUUCAUAUAAAAAGGAAUGUUUUCACUUAAUAUAAAGAGGAAUACUUUCUUUCUACAAUGCCUUUAUGGGUAUGUUAUCGUAACUUUAAAGCUUUCGUGUAAAGAUAUUCCUGGAUCGAUGAUAUCGAGGGCAAACGAGAGCUGAUUUAAAUGCAAAAAAAAGUGCGUAAUCGUCGUGGCUUAUGUCAACAGACACGAGCUUAACUUCUUCCCAGGUAAUCUUUUUUAGCAAUGGUUUUGAUACUUUUUCAUUUUUUACGCGGGCCUUUAUUAAAAAAGCUUAAAACGAUUAAUUAUUACCGCUCGUAAGAGUUUAUCAGAUAUUAAAUAAAAGCUAAUUGAAAGGAUUUUUCAUGUUGCUAUUCUGAUCCUUUCAAAAUGUACGAUAAUUCUAUCUCGAUAAAAAGUUUAUGCUUUUCAUCAUAAGUUUUUUAUGUUAUUAUGUAUAGGUUUUAGGGUAAGAAAGAAGAUGGAUAAAAACGUUUAUACUCCAGUCGACCCUUGCACAGAAUAAUUUUUCACUCUGGGAAGGCGUAGCUGAGUAAUCCAGAAAGCUAUCAGCUCGAUUCCUGUUUAGAGGUGUAGCCACUAAAGAGAGCUGGAGCAGGGAUGCAUCAAUUCUUACAAAGCACUGUACUUACAUUUACAUUGUUGAACAAGCAACGAAAAACUCAAAAAACACCCUUGAAAGGGGAUACAAAUUUUUAUUUGAAAAUGACUGUCACGACGAUUCAGGCUUAUAUGGACAAUAAAUUCAUGUAGAGGGAAUCCGUUAAAUCACUGAGGAAGAAUGAAUUACCUCACAAUGUUAACAGUUGUGAUAAAUGCUCUUGUACAGCAGGAGGAAAUGGUAACCGUAAUCACAUGUUUACAUUAUAUAAGUGUUUGAAUUCACUGAAUUCCCAAGAACUGUAAUGUGCGCAAUUCAAAACAGUAACACAAACCAAGGACCUAGGGUACGAACCCUAAUUCAUAUAAUGUAUAGAAGGCAUAUAAUGUCAUCGGUCCUUAUUACAGGGAGAAAUGGGGGGUUUAAGGUGUCUCUUGUAUGCAUCCAGGCAACAUACUUCAGUGUCAUGACCACUAUUCCAAGGUGCCAAGACCUAGAGCUGUUGAUGGCUCCUUUCCUGAAUUCCCAAUUGACACUGACACACCAGCUUGAGUGGGAUUGCAAAUCCCCCUAUUUUCAGGAGGAGCAAUUUAUAAGUUGUUUAAAAAUUCCUAAUCCAUCCUUAAUUGAGAAUGAAAAGGUCAGAGCAAAAAUACGUUGUGGUUUCAAAGUAAAAGGUUCAGGUCAACUAGUUGUAAUUUGCACUUGUUUGCGAAUGGAAACUCAUCUCUCACUGCAAACUAGGUUUGUUCAAAAUAAUCUUGUGUCACAGAAUGAUGUUUUUAAUAAUAUUAAAUGGCAAAUUGGCCUUAAGCAGCAACUAAAUAUGCUGAGUACAUGAAAAAUACUGGUUUAGCAUAUAUAUUUAUAUCUACAUAUACAUUCAUAUUCAGGGCUUAGAGUGUGGUGUUGUCAUAUCAAGUACAAUGUCAUAGUUGGCUGCUUUACCAAACAGAAGAGUGAUAGAUAAUAAAUAUCAAGUUAUGGUUUAUUAGAAAUAAAAUGCUCUUUUACAUUAUGAAACUUGACACCUGAGAAGGCAAGUUCUGUCAACUUCAACUUCAACUUCAACUUCAACUUUAUUUCAUAAGACUAUUGGUUACAAUAGACUGGCCCGCAAAAUAGCAAUUGCUUAUCUAGGCGGACCAGUUAAAAGAAAAAUACAUUGAAAGGAAAAGGAAAGAAAAACUACAAUUUGAAGUUACAAUGAAUAAUAUUCUAUCACAGUUUUAUUUUAAUUACAUUAAAUCUGAACAAGCAAACAAACAAAUACUUUAAUACAGAAAUCACUAAACUAUUAAUCGAACUUUUUGAACUAUUAAGGGCGUCUCAAUAUAGUCAUCCUCUCUUUUUAAGAUAUCCGAAAGCAAUCUGUGAAGUACUUUCCUAAAUUUCUUUUUAGGAAGAUCUCUAAUAUGACAAGGCAUCUCAUUCCAAAGUUUUACACCAAAGCGAGACAAGGAGUUUUUGUGUAUUUCCAGCUUUUAGCUUUUGACGUGAAAGUUACCUGAACUAGAUGAUCUUGUAUAGUAAGAAUGAAUUGUUGAGGUUUUUUCAAAUAAAUUGAGCAGAUUUGUUGGCGAAUUGUUGUUGUUAAUAUCGUGCAUUAGAUUAGCCACAGUUUUAUAAUACAUAAAUGACACUGGUAAUAUGUCAGCGUCUUUGAAGGCGACAAGGUCGUCAUAUUUACUGGAGACGAAUUCAAGCGAAUGAGCACGUUCUGACGACAUUUUCUUCUCGGCGUCCGGCUUCGUCAACUCCGCUUUCUUUGACCAAAAUUCUUCGGAAAUUUUCUGGAGUUUUUCUUUCAAUUCAGCUAUCUCAUUUCGUAAAGAUUGAUUUUCCUUCCUCAGCUUUUCAUUCCCGGUCAUAAUUGGCAGAAGAAAAGACGCAAAUUCUAAUCUUAGCUCGGAGAGCUCUUAAACACACGUCCGACCAGUACAAGCACCGCACCAGUUCUGUUCCAGGGUUUUACUGUCACAUAGUUAAUGGUAAGCCUGAGCUCAAAAGGGUCCACCUAUUUCAGGGUCAUUUGGGUUGGGCAGGAUAAAAGUGGUGCUGUCUUCAAUAUUUUUUUAAAAAAAGACUGGUUAUAUCUCACUUAAUAUUUAGCAGUUUUUUACCUUCUACCUUUAGUGCUAAAAUUUCAGAAAAUCAGAAAUUUCAGCGUCGGAUUCGUGUAAGCUGUGUCGCUCAGCAUCAUUUGGCUCAACACACACCUUACUCCUGUGGUGUUUACCAUAUUUGGUUUCCUUCGAAUCAGAUUCCUGUUCAACUUUAUCUUAUUUUAGAUCUUAGGGAUAACGUAUGGCUUGUGUUCAGGGCAUUUAAACACCGAUCGAGGGGAGGCUGCACGUUUUCAAAAGCUAGCGACCACUAUUAUAAGACAAUACAAUACAACACUUCCGAAGUCAUCAUCCCCAAAAUGAAAAGAAGAGACGAUUGUAUGUUUCUGCCCCUAGCAAAAAAGCAAUAUUUGAGAGAUGAAUAUAGCGGUACGAAUUAGAACCCACACACAAAAAGACUAAGUUAGAGCCCUUUACGGUGGAGUACUCCUCCCUUUUAAUUCGCUGCAGCCGUGCUAGCUUUUAAUACAUGCUGAUCGCUUGGAAUCUUAUGUCACAUUUCUCAGUGUUGCGUUUGUUAUCGAACAUGAUAUCCCCGUAUGACUUGCAAAGACGAACCGCACAACUGCGAUUACUUUAGCCUGGGAAAAGGAUUCGCUGGUAUUUGUUAAUGUUUAUACAGGAAAAGAAUGGAAUAAAGCGAUUCAUAAUGGCCUGACUUUGCCUCUCGUCCUGACAUGGUACUGUCACGCGAGUCAAAAACUCAAAGAUGGCGGCUGAAGUCUUUCCGCGAAUGACGUCAUAAAUUAAAAAUUCAAGAUGGCGCCCAGACUUAUUAAAAGCGUGUAUAUUCCUAGACUUUCACUCAACUAAACAGGGACUGCCAUUGGUUGAUUCUCUCCGCUCGGAAUACAUUACAGCACGUGAUCAAAGCAUGGUGGAAAGUGGCGUGGCAGAAGGCGGGAAAAACAUUGCCAGUUUUCUUUUACGUGAUGAACACAUCAACACAAACAUGAAGCCUCAAGCUAAAAAGCGACGAUUUUGAAAGUUAUCCCAGCAGAGAAACAGCAGCUAGUGAGGAGGAGAAAGAUGCGGAUGAUAUAAGGAAAGUUCUUUGAAAAUCAUUCAUUCAG